AUGGAGGAUGCAGAAAAGAUCCCAUUGGAAGCCGUAAUGUUUGCGGGAUCCUUUCUUGCAGGAAGUAUUCCGUUAUUUUUCCAGUUGUCUGAAGAACGCUUGAGGAUUACCUCAGCUCUUGGCAUUGGAUUACUCGUGGGAACGAGUCUAGUUGUUAUUAUUCCUGAGGGUAUAGAAACACUGUACAGUAUAGAAUUUUCAAAGGACACACUGAAUAGAGAAAUAUCACCUCAUCUAGCUGAAUAUCCAAAUGCUCCAACGCCAGCGGAUUCUUCCGACGAGACAACAACUAAUUCCAUGAAACGACGUGACGACCUUGGCUUUGACGCUGACGACGAGAAUGCAUCUCUGUUGUCCCCUCCUCCGAAUCAUUCUCACGAAAACUCGUCUCACCGUUAUGUUGGCCUAUCCUUGAUCUUUGGAUUCGUCCUAAUGUUCCUCAUCGAUCAAAUCGGCGCUCCUCACUCUCACGUUUAUACUUCUGAAUUUCCCGACCCAGCUUCUCCCGAGCAUUUGGAUAUGUCAUCCGAAUUAGAAACUCCAAAACGCAAGUUGUCAUCAAUAACAAUUGGUCUAGUCAUUCAUGCAGCAGCAGAUGGCAUUGCCCUGGGUGCAUCGGCAAAUCAACCAAAGCUGGAGCUGAUAGUCUUCCUCGCAAUCAUGCUUCACAAAGCACCAUCUGCCUUUGGUUUAUGUGCUGUGCUGCUCCGCGAAGGACUUGGUCGUCGACAAAUUAGGAGACGCGUAGCAAUAUUUUCGGCAUCUGCUCCGACUACAGCAAUACUGACAUAUAUUUUACUAGGAAACAUAGGAGGAGAUAUGGGGACGACAAAAGCACUGUGGUGGACUGCGGUGUUGUUGCUUUUUUCUGGUGGAACGUUUUUAUAUGUUGCUAUGCAUGUGAUGAAGGAUUUAAAUGGUUCGGAGAGAGGACAUACGAGUAAACUGCCAGGGAGAGUUGUUACGGCGGUUGUCAUAGGAAUGUUUUCCCCGAUUUUACUAGAGUUUGGGCAUUUAUAG
Paraglomus brasilianum is the source of this 1020-nucleotide messenger RNA. The record is from the annotation of a GenBank genome assembly. NCBI's taxonomy places the organism in Eukaryota, Fungi, Glomeromycota, Glomeromycetes, Paraglomerales, Paraglomeraceae.